Polistes canadensis is the source of this 1104-nucleotide messenger RNA. RefSeq lists its product as uncharacterized. The record is from RefSeq and is a predicted model, not a curated record. The transcript is spliced from 4 exons. NCBI's taxonomy places the organism in Eukaryota, Metazoa, Arthropoda, Insecta, Hymenoptera, Vespidae. The coding region runs from base 287 to 661 and encodes 124 amino acids. Gene Ontology annotation, biological process: mitochondrial respirasome assembly.
UUUACGAAUUAAGGGCUAUGGCCGAAGUUUACUUUUCGUUAGUAUAAAAUUUCAAUUAUAUGGCGCUUCAGUGUUAAAUGAUUUUAUAAAUUUUGGUAUGAUAGUAUCUAGUAGAAACAGAUUACAUGUGCUGAAUGUGUUGCGUAAACUGAUGCGCAGAGAAAAAGUACGGAAGUACCGACGUAAAACGUGGAACCAAAAAGAGCGUGUGACUAGCGCGCUAACACACGCUUUUAAUGGUUGUUAAUUUAAAAGUCAUUUUUUAAGUGGAAAGUUUCAAUCAAAUAUGUCACGAUCAAAGUCAGAAAAAAAUGGGAAUGGUAACAAGUGCGAAUUAAGUGUUUGGGCACGUGCAAUUACAGCAAAUUCAGAAUGGCCAGAUAAAGAAGAAUUUCUCGAUGUUGUUUAUUGGGCCAGACAAGCAAUCGGUAUUAUCGUUGGUAUAGGAUGGGGUCUUAUACCUUUAAAGGGAUUUAUAGCUCUAUUAUUAUUUGUACUAGUCAACGCAGGUGUAAUGUAUCUAUAUUUCAACAGUUUUCAACAAAUCGAUGAAGAAGAAUAUGGUGGUAUAUGGGAAUUAACUAAGGAAGGAUUUAUGACUUCAUUUGCUGGCUUCUUGGUAACGUGGAUCAUCAUAUAUUCUGGGCUACAUUUUGACUGAUUUAGGAAUAAAAAGUGAUACACACGUGGACUGAAAAUCGAAUUAAAUUGUAAGUGUAAAAUCAUUUGAUAUAUUCCCUACUGGAAAGUGCUCUAUAUUUGCAUAUGCUUAACUUUAUAAGCAUUUGUCUACGUAAAAACAUACAUUUUCUAUAUAUAACACUGGAAUGUAUUAAUGGUGUUUCUACGAAAAAAAAAAAGAAAGGUAUUAUUUUAUUAAUUAUACAAAAUAAUAUCUUCUCACAAUUUGUUACCCGUAGAUAAUACUUGUUAUACAAGAAUGAAUUAUACGUAUACAAAUCUUUUUAUCGUAUUAAACAUCUAUAUUAAACUAGUUUCUUCUUGAUACACCAACUUUCACAGUUGAAUAAGUCGAACGUUUGUUAAUAAAAAUAUAUUUUUAUUGUUACAAGAAGGAAAAGUAUACAAAUUUAAAAAAAUAAA